Molecule: messenger RNA, 207 nt
Organism: Brenthis ino (lesser marbled fritillary)
Lineage: Eukaryota; Metazoa; Arthropoda; Insecta; Lepidoptera; Nymphalidae
Source: the annotation of a GenBank genome assembly
AUGCACUUAGCACUUUCACUAUCAUUAGUGAAAUUAGGGUCUAUUUUUGAAGUCUCUGAAGAAGUAUCUGAACGAAAAAAGCAUUGUGCAUUUGGUAAAGUCACGAAUGCGACCACUUUCGGCAUGUCAAGGGCUUGGAGGGCAGAAACUAGGGCAGAAGCGACGCAAAUGCGGAUAGAUGCAAUGAUACAGAAAGUGUAUAAUGAU